Messenger RNA from Hypoxylon trugodes, 3706 nucleotides. RefSeq names its product condensin subunit Cnd3. NCBI's taxonomy places the organism in Eukaryota, Fungi, Ascomycota, Sordariomycetes, Xylariales, Hypoxylaceae. Gene Ontology annotation, biological process: mitotic chromosome condensation. Gene Ontology annotation, cellular component: condensed chromosome; condensin complex. Bases 325 to 3447 code for a protein of 1040 amino acids. The transcript is spliced from 2 exons. The record is from RefSeq and is a predicted model, not a curated record.
GGCGCAAACACAAUAACAUCAAAAAAACAUUAUUUCGUACCCUUGAUAGGAUAAAACAAUAAAAUAAAUAUUUACUUACAUUUUCUGCUCAUCAAUCCUAUACCAGCUAUAGGUUCGAAUCAACAAAACGAUCCGCUAUUAUUCAAAGCCUACAUUCUCGACAACUCGAACGCUCAUUAUCGCACCCACCCGAAGAUCUCUCGAGCGCAUACCUACAUUCGACUCGUCGCAACGUUGGUGUUUCGAGUCGCCACGCUUGGGAAUAAGGAUAAUUAGGAAUAUUCGAUAAAUGCAAUCGAUUGGAUUCCACAUACUAUAUUCAAGAUGCCAGCCCGCGCAUCUGCGAGGUCCACACGUACUUCCGCCGCCGUUUCUCACAAGGCUUCUAAUGCGACUCUAAACUCGCGUGCCUCUGCGGCAUCUCGCGUGUCGUCUUCCAAUAUCGAUGUUCCCGAAGAAGCUCCAGACAACCAACUACGAACCCAGAUAUGCGCAAUAUUUCGCGAUGCGCAAAAGACCACCGCAACUCAUAGAAAGCUGGCCGUCAACCUCCGCAAGAUCCAUGAAGCCUGUUGUUACGAGCCGACGCGCUCCAACAAGACCUCUCCAACUGAGUUCGACGAGGCCGAUUUCAAUAAUGAGUUCUCACGGUGUGUUCUCAGAAUUAUGCCCGUGAAAAAGAGCGAAAGUGUUGGCGAGAAGACUAUACGCUUCGUGGGUCUGUUCCUGCGACACGCCAACGACAAGGAUAACGAGUUGCUUGGGGAGGAAGAUGUCGAUGCUAGUACCAUGCCUGAGACCCCAAGCACUCGUCUUACCAAUCAGGUAAUGGAGGCCAUCUUGCCCUUACUUACUGCUAAGGACAAAUUCGUUCGAUAUAGAGCAACUCAACUUAUUUCCCAUGUCAUCAACUCCCUGGAUGCCAUCGAUGAUGACUUGUUCCAAAAGCUACGUUAUGGUCUUCUUAAGAGAAUCCGUGACAAGGAAGCAAUGGUGCGUUCGCAAGCCGUUCUUGGUCUCGGCAGACUGGCGGGGAAUCAAGUCGAGGGUAUGGCGAACUCUGAAGAUAGCGACGAUGAUGUAGAAACCGGGUUGCUUGAAAAGCUCCUCGAAGUUUUGCAAAAUGACCCUAGCGCUGAUGUGAGACGCUCGCUCCUCGUCAACCUGCCUAUCCUACCAAAUACUCUCCCUUAUCUCCUCGAAAGGGCUAGAGAUCAGGAUCCUGCCACGCGUCGUGCGGUCUAUUCCAGGUUGUUACCCGCACUUGGCGACUUCCGACAUCUAUCUCUCUCAAUGAGAGAGAAGUUACUCCGGUGGGGUCUACGGGACAGAGAUGAGAACGUCCGAAAGGCUGCUGGGAGACUAUUCCGGGAGCGUUGGAUUGAGGAUUGCGCAGGCGUAAAUCAGCCCGAAGAUGGUGAGCAACCGGCCGGAUCGGCUCCUCCAAGCAUGGAGGGUCUUCUUGAGUUACUUGAGCGUAUCGACAUCGUCAACUCUGGUGUCGAAAAUGGCGUCGCAUUAGAGGCAAUGAAGGGUUUCUGGGAAGGAAGACCGGACUACCGAGAUGCCGUAGAAUUCGAUGAGAAUUUCUGGGAAACACUUAAUGCAGAAUCGGUUUUCAUCGCGCGGAGCUUCAACCAUUUUUGCAAGACUGAAGGCAACGGAAAAUAUGAAUAUCUGACUGAGAAACUGCCUGAGGUUGUGAAGCUUGCCGACACUCUUGAAAGCUACUUUGAUGCCCUUAUUAAGGCCAUUGGGAGGGUUAAUAACCAGGAUAACGUCGAAGAGGACGAGGAAGAGGACACAGUUGACCAGGAGUUUAUCGUCGAACAAUUGCUACAUAUCGUUCUCACGUUAGAUAAGGACGAAACUGGUCGACGCAGGCUGUUCGCCCUGUUGCGGCAAAGUUUGUCCAUACCGGAAUUACCGGAUGAGAUUACCAAACUCACCAUUGAAGUACUCCGAGAUAUAUGUGCACCCGACACAGCUGGCGAGAAAGAGUUCUGCAGUGUUGUCCUUGAGGCUGUUGCCGACGUUCAUGACACUAUUGUUGAUGAUGAAUCUAAUGUUGGCGACGGUGAAGAAAGCUUCCAUUCAGCUCGGUCAGAGGUUAGCGGCGACAGUACUCCCACUAAAAAAGGGAAGCAUGGUGCAGACGCCAGCAUAAGUGAAGAGGAGGCUCGAGAGAAAGCAAUCAAGGAAAUCAUGAUCAACAUGAAAUGCCUUCACAUUGUCCAAUGCAUGCUCUCCAAUGUUGAAGGGACGCUACAGGAGAACGACCAUUUGGUUUCUAUGCUGAACAACUUGGUCGUGCCGGCAGUUCGCAGUCAUGAAGCUCCAGUUCGAGAGCGUGGAUUGGUUUGCUUAGGAUUGUGCUCGCUCCUUGAUCGACCGCUUGCCGAAGAAAAUCUUACUCUUUUCAUACACUUCUUCAGCAAAGGCCACUCAGCUCUUCAAAUCACAGCACUUCAGAUUCUAACAGAUAUCCUGAACGUCCAUGGAGCGCAACUCCUGUCAGCUAACCCAACAUUGCUGAAAGUAUAUAUCCGUGCACUCCGAUCCGGUUCCAAGAACCCCGAGGUUCAAGGUGCAGCGACAGUAGCCGUCUGCAAGCUUUUGCUCGGCCGCGUGGUUACGGACCCCGAGACAGCAGCAGAACUGCUCAAAACGUUGAUAGUUGCCUACUUUGACCCUUCAACGGCAGGGAACCAAAGCGUCCGACAGGCUCUGAACUAUUUCCUACCCGUUUUCUGCUAUUCAAGAGUCGAAAACCAGGAACUCAUGGGUUCCGUGGCACUCGACGCCCUGCAUGCUCUUUAUAACGUCAGAGAAGGUCUUGAUGAUGAUGAAAUAGACGUUGGCGAUGAAAUGGCCAGCCUCACUACCAUUGGUGCUUGUCUGGUAGAUUGGACAGAUCCCCGAAAGUGCUACACACCAGGUAUCCCCAUGGAUGCGGACAGGAAAAAUGUGAAUGGAGAUGUUCACCUUGAUUUGGCGAGAGAUAUUCUCGAUAAAUUAAGCAGCAAUUUUAGCAAAGAGGAAAAGAAGGUCAUCGCGCCUCUGCUGGGGAAACUGUACGUGUCGCCAACCUCUUCCGAGGAGAAGAUACGCAGUUUGUAUGAAGAUAUUUCGGCGGCUGUUGAAGAUAAUCUCCUAUCCGACGCGACAAGUAGGAAUGCCCUAUACAAGAUCCAUGUGAACUUAGGCAAGAUUGUCAACCAGUUGGGAGAACAAGAUAAGAUGUCUAGACGAAGCGGCAGUAGGAGCGUUUCCCUUGCUCCAGACGACAAGACCAUAACGGAAGACGUCACUGUCGUACCAGAGCCGACUAUCAAGGAAAAACAGGAAGACGUCACAGAAGAUGAAAUAGAUAUCUCUGCAACAACGGUUCGCCGGAGUGAGGGUGAUUCGCUGGUAGAAGACCUAUUAACGGACGAGGAAGCAUGAUGAGCACGGCUUGGAUACAAGGGAGUUACGUUUCGGGUUUAUGUGAUGAAUGAGUGAAUGUCGCGCGCUUCUUUUGGUUUGGCGGAGGGGUCGUUCAACGUAGUCUUCUGUCGUUCGGAAGAUACUAAUUAAAUUACUUCCCAUAUUAGUGAUGUCUUAAACUGUUAGUACCCUUGACGAAAAAUGUGUUGCCCAUCUCGCAGUUUAUUUAGGAGCAAGUGGUAAUACGAAUCCUACAAUGCCCACACUUGAAGCCAAA